Molecule: messenger RNA, 1488 nt
Organism: Triplophysa rosa
Lineage: Eukaryota; Metazoa; Chordata; Actinopteri; Cypriniformes; Nemacheilidae
Gene: nrbf2a
Product: nuclear receptor binding factor 2a
Exons: 4
Coding region: 107-760 (217 amino acids)
Biological process (GO): autophagy
Source: RefSeq, a predicted model, not a curated record
CGCAAUCUGCGCAGUGUGUGUCCCGCUAGUUUGCCGUGUGUUUUGAGUUCUCUGGCAAAAGUAAGUAAUCAGAGAAAACACUGUCAGUCUGGUGGAUAAAAGCAGAAUGGAAGUAAUGGACAGUCCUCUAAAUCAAGCCCAUUAUUACAGUCGAAAGGCAGACCGAUUAGUGGCUAAAGAAAAAUAUGGGGAGGCGAUUUUAUGCCAUGGUCAAGCAGCAGAGCUCUUGAAAGAGGCCUUGUCAACGACACAGAGUGAACAGGUAAGGCUGUCUUUAGCCAUCCAGAGAGACAGACAUCUCCAACAGCAGCAACUGAUUCAGGUGAGCUGCACACAAGGUCAACCCAAAGGGAAGACCAUGGUCAGCUUUUCAAAACACACUUCGGUACGGUCUAGUCAAACGGCCCUCCAAUAUGAAGCCCAGCCACCUCCAGUUGGCCGGAAGACGGCAAAAGAUGACAAAACUCGUCUGGAAGAGCACACCACCGCCAUCGCUGACUUGUGGAAUCUUGUGGCUCUUCUGCUAAAGGAGAAUGAGCAGCUAUCAGAGGAACAUGAGAAACUGAAGGUGGAGAAUGCACGUCUGAAGAGAGGUCUUGAUGAAGAGAGUCCCUUAACUUCUGUAGCUGAAACGGCUAAGAUGUUUUCACCGCCGAGUGUCAAUCUCCUGAACGUGCCGCACCUUCAACCUCCAGGAGAGGAUCCAGCUUUUGUGGGAAAGAGCAAACGAGAACUAGUCCUGCAUCUUUUUACUGCAUGAACGAGAGCUCCCACUGAAAACAUUAUGAUGUUAAUAGCAUGAAUGUUUGUCAUUGUGAACUAGUUUAGAAGUGAGCUUACAUUACAAAAUUACAAAAAUGAUCACUGACUCGCCUUUGUGUCAUUUCAAACCUGUAUGACUUUUCUUCUGCAGAACACAAAUAAAGACAAUUUGAAUAAUGUUGUUAACCAAACAACAUUGGACCCCAUUGACUUUCAUUGUAUGAACACAGACAUUUCUCAAAAUAUAAGACUGAAUAAAAAACUUUAAAGACACUUGACAUUUAGGAUUUUGAAUUGUGGAUUUAAUCAAUCAGCCUUAGUGAUGAAAUUUUGUCAUCAUUUGCUCACCCUCAUGUCAUUUCAUACCUGUAUAAAUUAUAUUAGAAAGAUAUUUGGAAGAAUGUUAGCGAUUUUCAGUUCUGUGACAUCAUUGACUGCCAUAGUAGGAAAAAUUAAAUGGUAGUCAAAGGUGCCCCAGAACUGUUUGUGUUCCUAAAUUCUUCAAAAGAUCUCACUUUGUGUUCAACAGAACAACAAAAUAUAAAUAUACAGUACUAUGGUAGUGGAUGAUGUCGCAGUACUGAAAAUGGCUAACAUUCUUACAAAUAUCUUUCUUUGUGUUUAACAGAACAAAGAAAUGUAUAUAGGUUUGAAACAACCCGAGGGUGAGUAAAUGAUGACAGAAUUUUUAUUUUUGGGUGAACUAUCCCUUUAAAUAAAGUUUUU